This is a messenger RNA of Cynocephalus volans (Philippine flying lemur), 654 nucleotides long. RefSeq names its product CMRF35-like molecule 5. The record is from RefSeq and is a predicted model, not a curated record. Lineage: Eukaryota; Metazoa; Chordata; Mammalia; Dermoptera; Cynocephalidae. Gene Ontology annotation, cellular component: plasma membrane. The coding region runs from base 1 to 654 and encodes 217 amino acids. The transcript has 4 exons. Gene Ontology annotation, molecular function: transmembrane signaling receptor activity.
AUGGAUUUGUGUUUUCCAGUCAUCUCUGCUGCCAAGGAUGCGAUCACUAGUCCAGAAGCAGUGAGUGGCGUGGAGCGGGGUUCACUGACUGUGCAGUGUCGCUAUGACCAGCAAUGGGAGACCCACAAGAAGUGGUGGUGUCGAGGAGCUACUUGGAGCAGCUGCAAGAUCCUUGUUAAAACCACUGGGUCAGAGCAGACGGUGAAGAUGGACCGUGUGUCCAUCAGGGAUGAUCAGAAAAACCACAUGUUCACUGUGACCAUGGAGGAUCUGAGGAGAGAUGACGCUGACACUUACUGGUGUGGAAUUGAGAGAACUGGAACUGACCUUGGGGUCACAGUUAAAGUGACCAUUGACCCAGGAGUGAACUAUGUUCUGCUCUGUAUGUUCAGCUACAGCAAGUCCAGCUGUAGCAACAACAAGUUUGGCUUUUGUACCUUCAACCACUGCGAAGACCACCAGCAGCCAACCAGUGACUCACACCAGUCCCCUCACCAGGUCAAGCCAGAGCCCAAACCACUGACCUCCUGCUCCUGCUGGAACCUGGGGCAGAGGUCCCUACUCAGCAGCGUCCACUUCCUGCUCCUGGUCUUCCUGGAGGUGCCCCUGCUCCUGGGCAUGGUAGGUGCUGUCCUUUGGGUGAACAGGUCUUAG